GUUUCAGAAAUAUUUUCAGCUAUUAGAUAAAAGCCGUCAACAUAGACAAACGUUCACGAAAAUUGUACCCUCUACAUUCCCUUUGUUGUCUUCAUUUAAGUCAGUUUAUGAUCAAACGUAUCAUUCUUGCUGAUGAUAUUCACCUCGUUUAUUGUUUGAAGUAUUCAACAAAUCGAGCGAUUGUUUAUUGUGUAUGCUGAAUUUUUGACGCAAAUUGAAAUUAUUGGUGAUCGCGAUAACUGCGUUUAUGAUUCUCUGUACGUACUGGUGACAAUAAAUAGCAAGACAAAUAAGUGUUGAAUUGAAAUUAGAUUGUGGUAGCAUAAGAAUGUGUCGUUCUCGUGACCGUAUUUAACGAUGACUCAUAUUUUGUUUUGCUGCAUCGUAGUUAUGACAACCUAGAGUGACUAAAUUACUAAUGAUGUUAGAGUACAAGGGCAACGAACAAUUUAUUAUAUAUUCUGGAGAGGCUGAGAUUUUUAUACGGUCCAUGGAACUUGUAAAAUAUGGAGAUUUCGGUUUAGAAAGGUGGUUUAAUUAUCAUGGGUAUUUAAACAAGCUAAAUAUGCAGGUUAGUGAUACCAGUAAUUUGAAGGAUUUAGAUCGUCAGUAUAAGGUUAUAGAAUAUGAAAAGGGUAUUAAAGCUAUCACUAUUGUUAGACACUUGUUUGAAAACUGUUUAAAUUCAGACAGUGGAUUACCUCCUAGUAUUGGACGUCGUUUACUUUACACACAUGAUAUCCCAAUUAUACUUUGUCAAUUACUUGAACAGAAACCAUGGAUAAUAAUUGGUUAUGACAAAUCUAAUACACAACGUCGUCAACAUAUUUGGCAUGAGAACGGGUCAUGGAUACCAUAUGAAAAAACAUCCUGUGUUAUUCACAAGCCAGAAGCGCAGGUAAAUAUUAAUAUAAUGUUUAUCUGGAUUUGGUUAGAUAAGAAACCAAUGAUUUAAGUCUUUAACCAAUGUGAAACUAGGGCUUGGAUUAUUUUAUCUCAUGAGUAGAACGAAAAACAUAUCUUUAAAUCAGGUCUGGUAUAUUUUAGGAACAGAUUCAAAAAUGAAAUAUCCAGAACACUGUUGUGCUUCCAAAAAAGUAGUAAAGAAAAUAUUUAUUAGUAUCAGAUGGGUUUUGUGGAUAUUAUAAUAAUUUCAAUGGUUAAGAUCAUGAGUCAAUUGAAGCCGGACCACCAUUGAAAACCUGGAAGCACUGGACGGUCGUUUCGCUCCAAUAUAGGACUUCUCGGCAGUGCACAUCUGCGACCUUGCAGGCGAGAAUAGAGUCCAGGACCUUCGGCCUCUUGCUCGAACCCCCGACCUCCAGAUCGCUAAGUCGGUAUUCAAAGUUGUUAUUAUCUAACUUCAACUAACCCACGAAAUUGAGUGACCAUCUUUCAUUGUCGUCGGUGGAUAACUGCAUCAGACCCGACACGUUAAUUUCCAUUACUUCAUACCGUUAAUUCAUUGUCUUUACAGAGACAGGUUACAUCGAAUGCGUUUCUCCAUUGCGAUCUAAAAAGGUUUUGUAGAUCUGGUUUGCUUAUAUAUUAUCUACUUUGUGAUGCAGGAGUGAAGUCAUUAACAGUGCUAGCUAAUCCACUUGCUUAGGAAGUUGCAUAAAAAUGAUGAAAUGAGCAAAGAAAUACUAGCAGGAGUAAAAUAGGUUGUUUAUCGUUUGAUAAGCUAUGGAACCAGCUUUGAAAGUGUUUGAUAGAAAGUUAUAAUAACGAGUACAUAGUUAUACACUGCAAAGCAGGUAAGACCAGCACGAGUCAAACAUAAAAAAGCUAGACACUGAAUGAGAAAAAUGUGAUAACUCUGGUACUAAGAUAAAAGGUAUGCGUUCUAGAUUGCGAUUAAAAAUAUAACACCAUUUUGAUGUAUAUAGAAGGAACACAUUACAAUUCUUUUCGGAAAUGUUAGUGUUUUUGAAUUUCAGGUAAGGCUGUCGACUAGUAUGCAGUUAUCGAAAAAUAUAUUAAUAUUCUUACUCCAAUGUUUAUCUUUGUAUUUUAUAGAUAUGGUUAUGUCUAUUUCAAAUUCUAUUAGCCAAUAGUUCUUCUCUAAAAUAUGAUUGUUCAGUUAGCCACAGAAGGACUGCUUUAUUGAAACUACGUCCACUACUUACCGAAUUAAAACUAGAUGUUCUACCUGUUUUAAUUGACCUAAGACGCUUUUUGGAGGACUUAAGUCUUAAUGAAUCGUAUGGAGGCACAAGUGAUAAAAUUAAUAUGUGCCUUAUAGAAGUAGUACCAGAAAUUCGUGAAUCAUUGUUUAGCAAGUAAGUCUUAUAUGAUGGGUGUAGUAGUCUUGUUACACUAGUUUAUGUUCAAUUUAUACACUCAUGAAGCUUCUACAGCUUAUUGUACAGUCAGUAAAGUAUUUUAAGGGCUAUUUUUGAAAAUAAUAAUUAAAUUUGUAUGUGCUAAUAUUUCCAAAGUGUAGAGGAGUUUCCAUAAAUAAUCAGGACGAUAACAGAAAACUUUUAAAUUCAAAGCACACAAUACCCUUCAAUGUAGCUAACAAUUUAAGAAUUCAAGGCCUAAUUAAAUAGUUGUUGUUGCGUUAUUUGAAGUUAUGAUGCUGAAUGGUUCUGUUUAUCGAACUCUUCUUUAUUUAGAAAAAAAUGGGACGUAGUUUAGAGAAACUAUUUCGUGAGACGUUACCACGUUGUUACACUUGAAAUCACUAAAUAGUCGUUCUAAUCAAAUUCAGAUGAUGUAUGGUACGGACCUCAUUUACUUUUUUUGCUUCUAACUGUGUUUAGUAAACUAAACAAGCUGAUGUCCUGAACUUCUUACUAGAAUAUAAUUAAUUACAGUUAUGGUUAUUUUUCUAUUCACAAGACUCGAUUUCAGACCUCUAUUUACAUUGAUGAAGCCUGUUUCAAUCCAAUCUGUGACGACAAAAGUUCUUCGAUGCAACUAAGAUGGAUAAUUAAUAGUCAUCAAAAUAAAUCAUCUUUGAAUGUCUGUUAAAUAAUGCUAUAUUCUUAUCUUAUAAUACAGUGUUUAUGCUUUUAUUGUCGUAUGCAGUAGUCGAAGAAGUAGUACACAAAAAGUUUAUGUAUCAACUUCUAUUUCUCAGGAGUAUAAAUGAUCAUUUCUAUGUGUAGAUGUGGCAGUACUACUAGAUUAUUUAUUUAUUUGAACACAUUAAAACAAUAAACAGCAAUGAACCGCAUUAAAACAAGCUGCAGUCUAAUAGUGACGAUCCAACAGUCAACAGGAUUUAAAUUAAUGUGUAAUUUACUAUUAUAACAAAGUAGUCAUUAAAUGAUGAUAUGCAAAAUUUGUAGCUUCAACGUAAGUACUGGUAGAGGUGUCCGAAACGACAAUGAAAGCUUCACAAUAAAGUCAUAUAGCUUGGAUAAGGUAAUUUUAUCAAAAGUUAUCUGGUAAAUUUACGUUUUAAAUAAAAUCUAAAACAUUUAUGAACCAAUUCGGAUCUGACAUUAAAAGAAGCAUUUUGGCAAUUAUAAUAUUUUAUCGAAAAUCUUAUUACUUAGAAGAUUCAUUAUCCUCACCAGGAAAUAAAAUAAACAUUGAAGGGAAUAAAGCUUCUUUUCGGUGAUUUCAUUUUCAAAAGCUGUUGAAUCUUAUUUAUGCGAGAUAACAAAAGUAAUAAACAAGCUUUUUUUAUAUGUAACAUAUAGAUAUUCAUAAUUCCAGUAUAUAUACACAAGGAACUACUUAAAUCACAUAAUCCUAAAACAUUAUUUAGAGAAUUCUGUAAACUUAUGUCCAAAGACAUAAAUUAUGUAGAGAGUUAACUGAUCAAACAAAUGAAAGGCAUCCAGAAUAGGCUUGACUGAUUCUACGAAUAACAGAUACUCUAGGAGGUUUAAAUACCGAACAAUCAGUUGCUCUGUACGUCUUAUUUCAGGAUAUUUGGAAUAGAGGAAGCCUGAUAAACCUCUUUAUGAAAUACAAUGAAAACGGAUGGACAUCCCUUAGUAUCAGAGUCCAGAAAACGAACCGGAAUGGAAACGUUCUUAGUAGUUGGAUAGUAUCUGACUUACACAGAGGUAUAUUUUGCAAAGGCUUUAACAACUACCGGUAUGCAAAGUUCAGUAAAUAUUAUAUACGAUACUGUAAGACAUAUUUACUACUAGUUAAUUAAAUUAUGUGGUAUUGUCUUACCAAAUGUUUGAUUAUUAAUAAGAUAAUGAAUUUAUGACUUAGUGGUUAACGGAAUUGUAGAUGGUAUUUGACACUAAAUGUUCCUGUUAUCCUAAUACACCUAUUACUUUUUAAGCCAUAUAUAUUUAUAACCUGGAUAUUUUCCGUUGUUUUAAAAUCUAAAUCGUACUUAUCAAUAAUAUAGAACAAUUACUGAAAUUUUGAAACACAAUUUACUCCGAUAGCAACUAAAUACAAAAAUAGUUUUAUUGCAUUAUCUUUUCAGAUAUAAGAAUAAAUGGAGGAAACUUGCCACACUAUUCAAAGAACAAACUGAAUCUAAUCGUGGGAAAGAGGCGGCGAAAAAGGCAGCAUUGCAGUGGACUGAGACAUUUUCUGAAGAACAUCUCAGUCAAUUGUUCUCCUACUCCUUGGGGAAUUCAGGUGAUGAAAAUCCUCUAUAUCCAACACCAAGAUGUCCAACAUGUGGAGAAAUUGCCUCCAAACGAUGUUCAAGAUGUCGUCAGGAAUGGUACUGUGGUCGAGAAUGUCAAGUAAAGCACUGGUUAAAGCACAAGGGCGCUUGUGACUUGUUAGCAGAAGCAAUAACUUCUGAUAAAAACUCGAAUUAACUUUCUUCAUCAUAACCAUUUUUUUAAAAAUCUAAUGUAAAUAAUAUUAAAGUUAAAUCGAAACGUCUGAAUUCCGCUGUGUGAAUCAGAAAUUUAUUUAACUAUUUGUCAUGAACAACACCGGUCAUCUAGAUAUUGUUCAUUUUCACAUUACAAGAGAACUGCAUCUAAUUAAUUGAUUUGGGACAUCCUAUCCGACUAUGAACCCAUCUAUAUGUUGUUAGGAUCCCAGUGGAACCAAAAUACUGCUGGUACAUUUACAGAAAAGGUAAACGAAAGAUACUCCGUACAGAUCGUUUCUUUGACAUAUCUUGUAAGGGCAAAAUUCUAGUAGUUUUAUUGUUGUUACCUUGAUAGUUACAAACAAAAGUUACGUGUAUUAAAAGUUAGUCUAUAACCUGUGUGAUCAGGUGACAUUGAAAAAAGACUUCCUAGUUUUUGAUACAAACGAAUAAAUAAUAAUACCGUAUUUGUCUUCUCCACAGGUUUUGUAGUGAUUUCUGGAUAAUAAUAAUUUAGAUUCAACUAUAAUUCUAAAUAUAUCAGACUGCAAUUAGUCAUCUUGUUUAGAGUAUAGAGAUGUGCUAUGCAAAACAAGCGUAUCAAAGACAAUAUUUUAGUGCUCUCAGUAUGUAUCGAGAUGUCAGUUUCUAACUGAAAAGUAGUUCAGUAUUUGUUGUAUAUUUCGAGAUAAUAUAUGUUGUAAUUUUUGACUACAAUUACACGAAUUGAGUAUAUUCGUUUGUCAAGUACAGUUUCAAUAUUUUCAGAAAAAUGCUACCAAACAGCUAUCGAUAGUUCACACACCCGACCGUUGUUGCUACCUUGACGUGGUGGUCGGGCUUGCCUAUUGUGAUGAAGCAAACGAGCUAUACUGGCUGGAACAACUGUUCCUCAAGUCCUACCAUGUCAGACAGGUCAGCUGAAGAGCGGUAAAACUAAAAGCAACAAACCCAAGGUCCGAAGGCGAAGCCGUACUGCUGACUGUACAGAGAUGUGACGGCAGUAAGAUGUUUCCUUCAGACAACCAGCAUGACAGCGAUGCUGUCACUCCCCACAAGGAGGGGUGGGGUUAGAAAAGGUCGACCCUAAAAAUGCACACCUCGCCUUAUCCCACGGAUAUCCGUCUCCGGCGGUAAGGUCCCAAAAAGUACGGAGCUGACACAAAAAUUACCCAUAAAAAGGUCGUGUGUGACCGACCUCAAGUAGUUGUCCCUUGGGCACUGCGGUCACGCUCCCAGGUCACUAAGACCACCUCUAAUCCAAGUUCCUUUUCAGGUACCUCCAGAACAA
Schistosoma haematobium is the source of this 6047-nucleotide messenger RNA. Its product is annotated as Zinc finger MYND domain-containing protein 10. NCBI's taxonomy places the organism in Eukaryota, Metazoa, Platyhelminthes, Trematoda, Strigeidida, Schistosomatidae. The transcript has 3 exons. Gene Ontology annotation, cellular component: cytoplasm; centriolar satellite. The record is from RefSeq and is a predicted model, not a curated record. The coding region runs from base 419 to 955 and encodes 178 amino acids. Gene Ontology annotation, biological process: outer dynein arm assembly; motile cilium assembly; inner dynein arm assembly.